Molecule: messenger RNA, 1390 nt
Organism: Aphanomyces invadans
Lineage: Eukaryota; Oomycota; Saprolegniomycetes; Saprolegniales; Verrucalvaceae
Product: pantothenate kinase, variant 1
Exons: 6
Coding region: 1-1104 (367 amino acids)
Biological process (GO): coenzyme A biosynthetic process
Cellular component (GO): nucleus; cytosol
Molecular function (GO): pantothenate kinase activity; ATP binding
Source: RefSeq, a predicted model, not a curated record
AUGGCGACAACUGCGGUCAAGUUUGCUGUCGCCGCGAUCUGCGUGACUGGAUUGGUGUUCCUGCGGAAGCGGAAGCUCCAGCGUCUGCAUGCUCGUAUCAUAUACCACCGGGACAAGGACCUUGGCUCACGAUUUGGCAUGGAUGUCGGUGGAACGUUGGGAAAAUUGGUGUACUUUGAACGCGAAGGCGACGCGGAUGCAACGAAUCCCGACGCCCCAGACUUGGGUGACGUGCAUUCGUACUUGGUGGACACGGAGUAUUACGGCAAGAGCGUUGAGCGUGACAGUCGAAUGAUGUUGAAUGUACCGGGGGGUGGCCGCAUUCAUUUUCUGCGGUUCGAGACGAACAAGGUCGAGUACGUCGUGGAGUUUGUCUUGCACCGGUGUUUCCACAGGGACAUUCGAACGAUGGCGUGCACUGGAGGCGGUGCGUUCAAGUUCAGCAAGCUCUUCGAGGACCACCUGGGCAUUUCGCUGCAAAAGUGCGACGAACUGGACUGCCUCAUCCGAGGCAUGGUGUUCGUCAUGCGCCACGUCGCUGACGAGUGCUACACGUUCAAGAAUGUGUCGUUGCAUAGUCAAGGGAUUGGGGAGGCCACGAAGCAAAUCAUGUCGACACCACAAAGCGAACUGUACCCAUUCUUACUCGUCAAUAUUGGCUCUGGCGUGAGCAUUCUCAAGGUCACCAGUGAGACGGAAUACCAUCGCGUGUCCGGCACGAGUUUGGGGGGUGGCACCUUCCUUGGGUUGUGCAAGCUCUUAUCCAAGUACAAGAGCUUCGACGAGGCGCUCGAAGGCAGCAUGCAGGGCAACUCCCAGAGCGUUGAUAUGACCGUCGGAGAUAUCUACGGCGGCAACUACACUCAAUUCAAUCUACCCGCAACCACCCUCGCCAGUAGUUUCGGCAAAAUGGGAACCAAACAUGAACCCAAGAGCGGCCUGCGAGACGAAGACGUGGCUCGGUCACUGCUUAUCAUGAUCACGACUAACAUUGGCCAGGUAGCGUACUUGAGCGCAUUGCGGUCGCAAACCCAGCGUAUCUACUUUUGCGGGAACUUCCUCCGUCAAAACGAGGUCGAUCGGCUCCAAGUCAGGUCGUUUUGAACCGUGACAACGUUUUUAUAGAUUGCUUCCCGGCAACUCGCGUACGCAAUCGACUACUGGUCCAAGUCCAAGAUGCAAGCGCAAUUCUUCCAUCACGAAGGAUUCUUUGGUGCCCUUGGCGCGCUGUUGACUCACCACAAGGAGCUGCACAUCCAGCUUUAACGACCGAUCGUCAUUUGCGUCUCGAGCAUGUCGACAGCAUCCUGCAAUAGAUAUAGUAGGUGCAGGAAAAAACGAUUUCCUGCGAUAAGCAGAAAUAGCAAAUAGUGUGACAACGAUUUUUCAC